Molecule: messenger RNA, 3387 nt
Organism: Plasmodium coatneyi
Lineage: Eukaryota; Apicomplexa; Aconoidasida; Haemosporida; Plasmodiidae
Exons: 1
Coding region: 1-3387 (1128 amino acids)
Biological process (GO): protein transport; 'de novo' cotranslational protein folding; protein unfolding
Molecular function (GO): peptidyl-prolyl cis-trans isomerase activity; protein folding chaperone; ribosome binding
Source: RefSeq, a predicted model, not a curated record
AUGGUUGGGAAAUUUGGAGGACCCCCCAAAGUGUUCCUCCUGGUAUGCUUCAUCCUGCAACACAUUGACGCAAUUCUGCACCUGAGUAGAAACCGCCACGGGAAUCAUAAAAAGGGAAGAAGUAAACUCAGCAUGAAUUUUAAGGGGAGGGACGACAUCCUUACGGGGAAAAGAGGAGGCAGGUUCAGCGCGAGGGGACACAAUUACGCAAAGGUUGACACUCCAUCGAUGGAAUUCCUCUCCCUCAAAGGAAGAGGAAAAAAAGGUCAACAAGGCACUUACUGUAGAGGGUACCCCUUGAAUUUGCUGGGGGAAUAUUUCCUACGCAACGUAAGCAAUUCCGUGUUGACAAGGAAUUUAUUUUUUUUAACGCCCCAAUUGGGGAAGCAAGAAGGGAAGAGAACAAAAUGGCGUUUCUGCAGAGGGGAGGUAUGGGAAAAAAAGCGCAAGUUUGGAUCGAGGCUCGCGAUGGGGGAGGCGGGCAAGGAAGAUACCCCCGCUGAGGAGGUUAUGAAUAGGGAGGUUCAUCAGAAUGGGCAAAAUGGCAAAGGUGUCACCACGCAGGCAGAUCAAGACGGGUCUGUGGAAGAAAGGGAAAAAAGACAAAGGUUAAAUGAAUACAUGCAAAAAGAACUGCUAACAAUCGAGUAUAUUGAUGAAGACAAUGAACGCAGCGAAGUUCAGCUGAAGGUGCAUAUUAAAGGCAGCCUGAGGGAACACUACUAUGACAUGUGUGUAAAACAAUAUAAGCAAAAAAAACUGAAGGAAAAUAAAUACGAAUACUCCUAUUUGAAGGACGUACCGAUUAACAACUUAAUUAAUUACAUUAAGAAGGAGGACUAUCUGGACAUUUUCCUGAAGCAUGUAAAUGAUGACAUAAUUAGGGUUUAUCAAAAAAUGAAAAAUCUACAUUUGAUCGGAUCCCCAAGACUUACGAACAACAUUAACCAUUUAACGAUUGGCAAAUUUAACGACGUGUAUUUAACCUUCUUGGUUGAUAAAUUUCCAAAAAUAAAAUUUAAUAAAUCGUAUAUCCGGUUACCGAUGAAGGUAGAAAUACCUCCUUACGAAAAAGGAAGCACUUUUAAGGAAUUCUUAAAGGUCAUAAAAAAUGAAAUGGAAAAAGAAAAUGAAGUUUUAAUAAAUGUGGAUGAAAAUCAUAAGGUGGAUUGGAAUGACGAUGUGCAUGUGAAUGUGUGCAGGGGGUGGGUCUACAGUUCGAGUAACGAAUACCACAUGGAUAUGUGUAGCGUUGAAGGAGAAGAGGUAAACAAAUUGGAACAACGUGGAGGGAAAAGUAGCCAAGAAGAAAUCUCCGAUGAUACAACACUUAAUGAAGCAUUGAGCAGCCGAGAUAAAAUUAAAGACCUCAUCGAUAUCGACAAAACGGAGGAAGAAUUUAUUAACAGCGCAGAAGCGUGUGAUGAAAAAAAGGCAGAGAAAUACACCCCUCAAAAUGAUGAAAAAUUAUUUAAUGAUACAAAUAGGAAAGACAUGGAGGAGGGUAAGUACUAUGAUGAAUUUUUGCAAAGCUCUAAAUUUACAAAGUACUUCAAAGAAGGGUAUCAACUACCGAGGGAGGUAAUUUCCAUGAAUGGGGAAGUCAUCACGGUGAAGGAGAAUUGCAACCCCUUGGGGCUUAACGAGUCUCUUAUCGGAUUGUCCAAAAAUGAGAAAAAGAACGUAACUGCCUACCUCCCUGUGGAUCUGUUCAAGGCGCACUUUGACUCCUCCCCCGAUGUGGCAGACCAGAACAACUGCGAAGAAGCUCCCAACGUUAAGGACAUCGACAAGGAGAGCAUAAGCAAAUUUAGGGAAGUCAUUUACACCGAAAUUAAGAAGCUCAAGAGCCGCAGCUUCUUUCGGGCUCUGGAAGACAUUCUGAAGAACAACCAGGGCAAGUUCUUCGACGGGGAGGCACAAAGCGGCGACCGAACAAACGGUGAGGUGACUAGGGGUGAGGUGACAACCGGUGAGGGUACCACUAGGGAGGGGAACUGCCCAGGUGACUCCCAACAUACCCCCGGUGUGCAGGACAUCGAAUUUAUCCUAAACGAUAACAGCCCUUUGUAUGAUAAUGAUGACGAAUACGUUGACGAAGAAGAAGCGCAAUCGCAUCGACCGUCACCAUCCCAUCGGUCGUCGCAGUCGCUACAGGACCACCCCAUGGAAGACGAGGCAAACCCGGAGGAAGAAGCCCAGUUCAACAAAAACUUCGACAAGUACCUAGAGGAGCUGCUCAAAGACGAUAUCAAUUCCCUGGACGAGAAACUACACGGAAGAGGAGCAACUUCAAAGACGGAAGACAUUCUGCGUAACGUUUGUGACCCCAGUGAGUACGAAAAAUGUGAAGAAGGAAAUGCAAAAAAGGACAUAGGGGAAGAAUCAGGUGAUGAAGAAACGCUAAAUGAUUAUAUACUUGGAAAGUGUGACUUAGUCAAAUGCAUAUUGGAGGUACAUGUGUUGGAUAUCAAGUCGCGAAAAAGGAAUGAACAAGAUAUAAAUGAUUAUGUGAAAAAAAAGUAUAACAAAACGGUGGAUGAGCUUCAAGAAGAAGUUGAAGAGAGAGCCAUGAAGGACAUACAAAACAAAUGUGUAGACCAGAGGAGAAUGGAAGCUUAUAAAAAAUUAAUGGAAAUUUCAUCCCUAAAUGUACCCACAACGUUGUUUCACGCGCAGGGGAAAAUAUUAUACAGCAGUUAUUUGAAGAAAAAAAAAAUGCAAAGUAGCGAAAAUGAUAAAAACGAAAAAGUGUUAAGUUUAGAAGAGUUCUUGAACAAAUCACAGAAAGAAAUUUAUGAUCAAGUGAAAUUUUCUUUUAUUGUUAAAACAAUUUUUCAAAACGCUAAAUUAAAGGUAAAUUACGACGACGUAAUAAAAGACGUAUUAAAAACGCUCCUUAAAACGCCAACGAAUAAUGUGAAGUCGUUAAUAAAGAAAAUUCAUACCAUUCACCAGGCACAGUGCGUGCUCGAUUUCGUGUCUGUAAAUGGUGAUAUAUCCUUUGCGACGAAUAAUAGCUCGUCUGUCAAUUUUUCAGUCACCAUGAAAAAGGGAUCGAAUUACACAAAGGAGGAAUUCCUGAAUGCAGACGAGGGGGUGAACGAUGCCCAGGCAGGUCCACACACGGGGGACGUAUCACCAUCGCCAGAGAGGAAAUCCCCCCUUUAUGGUGAAGGAAGGGCCGGAAAAAAUGACACAUGUGGAAACACACCAAAUGGUGGGGACCAGCAGGAAAAACAGAAAAUUUUUAACUUUACCGACGAAUCGAAUUUCGUAGUGGAAAACAAGAAGGAAAAUAGUGAGCAAGUGGAGCUGGAAUAUUUUACCUUUAAAAAGGGUGCGAAUUAUACCAAAUAUUUUGAAGAAAAAUAUAAAAAAAAAUGA